This is a messenger RNA of Hippocampus zosterae (dwarf seahorse), 2003 nucleotides long. Its product is annotated as RNA-binding Raly-like protein. NCBI's taxonomy places the organism in Eukaryota, Metazoa, Chordata, Actinopteri, Syngnathiformes, Syngnathidae. Gene Ontology annotation, molecular function: RNA binding. The coding region runs from base 130 to 813 and encodes 227 amino acids. Gene Ontology annotation, cellular component: nucleus. The record is from RefSeq and is a predicted model, not a curated record. The transcript has 8 exons.
GGCUCAGUAGUAUCCCAGCAGUCAGUCAGCCGCGCGAGCUCAAAGGUCCUCAUUGAGCUAUCUUUUAUCUCAGCCUCCUGCCUGUUUCGCAUCUCUGUUAUGACCCUGUUCAGCCCAAGAUCCAGAUAAAUGUCAAAGAUGGAUGGGAGUGAUGUGAACGGCAGGAGGGCAAAAUUAAAGGUGAACAGCUGGUUCGCGAUGGCAGGCCCAAUCAACGACACGACCAUGAGUGGAGACCUCAAGUCAAGUCGCUCCAGGGCAGCAAGUAAACGGGCCAGCAACACCACUUAUGGGAACGAGCUUGACCUGGAUGACAGCUACGAGGACUACUAUGACAGGGUGUAUGACUACCAGCGUGUCCCCGCCUCCCUGUCUCCCCUGCCUUCAAUGGGACCGAGUCUGCCCAAACGAUCCCGCUCUUCCUCCUAUUCCUCCAAGCACAGACGCAGUCGAGACAGAACCCAUUCCAAAAGCUCCAGAGCCCACUCCACGAGUUCCACCACAGCCAAGUUGGACAUGGAGGAGUUGCAAGUGAUUAAAAAGGAGCUGACUCUGAUAAAGACACAGAUCGAUGGGCUGCUUGACAGUCUUGACAGGAUGGAUACACACACAGGUGAACAUAAAGGCUCCUCUUUGAGGGAGGAUAGUCCAUCUUGCUCGCUGUACGCCAGCAGUCCAGAGCACUCCCUUUCUUCCCUCUCCCCACCCAGCUCCCGCCAUCAAAUCCACAGGGAGACCGCAGUACCGAGAGGGCCCAAUGAAAACCACCAUAUGAUGAACAAUCACAGCUCAGACUUUGAGGAAGAAAUAUGAGGAUUGAAGAGAACAAAGUGCAGAAGACACAGAUGGAGUAACAAAUGUUGUGGAAGAGAACAGCAAAUGAUCAAGCCAAUAUCUUUAUUCCACUGGGAGUGCACAUAUCAAACAACACUGUAAAUUUGACUUGUUUCUGCAGCUAUAUCUGUAUUUUAGAGGGGGAAAAAAGCAACAACACAAAUGGAAAUAUAUUCAUACAUGCAAAAGAGAAGAUGUUUUAGGAUGGACUGAGCCGGAAGGAGUUAAAUCUUAUUAUUUGUAUUGUACUGGUAGUUGUGAAAGACAGCUGGAGGCAGAAUCCUGCAACCGUUUGCAUUCCUAUUGUGCUGUGCCACUGUAUUUACAUGAACACUAAUGCUCCCAAAUAAAGUAACGCAGCGUUAAUCCAAAUGAGGUAUUGGAAUCCCCUGGUAAGAACGUCAAAAUAAUCUGGUUCUAAUUUCUGUUUAUCACAAUCAUUUAAGCCUUCUUUUGAAUGCCGUUGAACAUGUCAGGCAAGAUCAUACAUGGCAAUUUUUUGCGUGGCUAAACGGACAAGAAUGUUUCUGCUGUCUCGUGGGUUUUACUUGAGCAAGGACAGAAAAAGAAUGAUUUAAAAGGGUCCUCAGUUUAGACGUUAGUCCAUUUAACUGAAUGAGGAACACAUGAUGUUUAAAUAAUGUGUGCGCCUCACAAACUUAGUAUUUUCAAAAUGCAGUAUGAAUGUACUGUUUACAUGGAAACUAAUUCUCCGUCACUCAAACGCACAUGCCAUACAUUUAGGUAUUGAAUCUCACAGUGCAAAUAAUUUAUAGAGAUGAGUCACUCACAUGGCAAUUACCGGUACUCAACAAAGAGGGCAAUUCUGUUAUUCUGUAUGUAUUAGUAUCUGCCAGUUUGGAGUCAUUUUCAUAUUUUUAAAGAAUUAUGAAAAUGCUACAACUCUCCUACACUGUGACUUUGGCACAGUCGCGUCAAAGUUCUGUGACCCAGGUCAGUGUGUAAUUUUGUGCAUUAUUGUAAAGUUAACUGUAAGUGUUCAACUGUCUAAUUUCACUUUUGCUUUAUUUUGUACCAAAAAAAUCUGUACAGAAAACAACUGUUAUUAUAACUUAUAUGGUGUUACAUGUAUUUUGUCGCCAUUAUUCAGAUGAGCCAAGUGGAAAAUACUCAUUGUCACUAGUAAAGGUAUUUUCAUAUUGACUACA